Molecule: messenger RNA, 1464 nt
Organism: Ilyonectria robusta
Lineage: Eukaryota; Fungi; Ascomycota; Sordariomycetes; Hypocreales; Nectriaceae
Product: Delta(14)-sterol reductase
Exons: 3
Coding region: 1-1464 (487 amino acids)
Biological process (GO): ergosterol biosynthetic process
Cellular component (GO): endoplasmic reticulum membrane
Molecular function (GO): Delta14-sterol reductase activity
Source: RefSeq, a predicted model, not a curated record
AUGGCGACCAGUUCAAAGGCGGCUGCCGUCGAGGAGCCACACGGAUACGAAUUCUUCGGACCUCCCGGUGCCUUCGCCAUCUCCUUCGGCCUCCCCAUCCUCGUUUACGUCUUCAACUUCGUCUGCAACGACAUCUCUGGUUGCCCUGCGCCAUCGCUCUUGAGCCCCAAGACCCUGUCCCUCGACAAGCUUAAGGUGGAGGUUGGCUGGCCUGAGAAUGGAUUCGCCGGUCUGCUCAAUUGGGAGGCCUCUGCUGCCACGGCCGGCUACAUGUUGCUUUCCAUGAUUCUCUACCGCAUCCUCCCCGCGAUCGAGGUUGAAGGUACCGAGUUGAGGAAUGGUGGAAAGUUGAAGUAUAGGUUCAACACCAUGUACAGCAGCACCGUCACCCUGGCCGUCCUGGCCGCCGGUACUUUCGCCCAAGGAGCCGAGUUCCCCGUCUGGACCUUCAUCUCCGACAACUUUAUUCAGAUCCUGACCGCCAACAUCCUCUUCGCAUACGGUGUCGCCCAUUUCGUCUACAUCCGCAGCUUCAGCGUCAAGGCGGACAACAAGGAGAACCGAGAGCUUGCUGCAGGCGGCCACAGCGGCAACUUGAUGUACGAUUGGUUCAUCGGGCGUGAGCUGAAUCCCCGUGUCACUCUGCCCCUAAUUGGCGAGAUCGACCUGAAGGAGUUCCUGGAGCUGCGACCCGGCAUGAUGGGCUGGAUCAUCCUCAACUGCUCGUGGUGCGCCCAACAAUACCGCAACUAUGGCUUCGUCACAGACAGCGCCAUCUGCAUCACGGCAGUCCAGGCUCUAUAUGUCGUUGAUUCAUGGUGGAACGAGCCUGCUAUUCUCACCACAAUCGACAUCACCAACGAUGGAUUCGGCUUCAUGUUGUCAUUUGGCGACAUUGUCUGGUUACCGUUCGUCUACUCGCUCCCCGUUCGCUACCUCUCUGUCCACCCCUUAUCCCUUGGCCCGCUGGGUAUUGCUGGCAUGCUCUCGCUUAUUGGACUCGGCUUCUACAUCUUCCGCUCUGCCAAUAACGAAAAGAACCGGUUCCGGACGAACCCCGACGACCCCAGAGUCGCCCACCUCAAGUACCUCCAGACCAAGCGAGGCAGCAAGCUCCUCAUCUCAGGCUGGUGGGGUGUUGCCCGUCACAUCAACUACUUUGGAGACUGGAUCCAGUCGUGGCCUUACUGCCUGCCCACUGGCAUUGCUGGAUACCAGAUUCUGAGUGCUGGGACUCAGGUCGAGGGUGAGGUUGCCUUUGUGAUGCAGGAUGGCCGUCAGGUCAUCCAAGGCGAGGCCAGGGGAUGGGGCAUGUUCAUCACCUACUUCUACGUCUUGUACUUUGCGAUCCUGCUCAUUCACCGGGACAGCCGUGAUGACGAGAAGUGCCAACGCAAGUACGGCGAGGACUGGGAGAAGUACAAGAAGAUUGUCCGGUGGCGAAUCGUCCCCGGCAUCUAUUAG